ACAAUAUGACUACCGGAAGUCUUCCACUGCGUCAGUCCGUCACGUGACUCGCCGCAGGUUUUUAGCAGUUGUCGGACUCUGUUCUUUUUGGCCGCUUAGCCCCACGCAGAGUUCACAAUUGACGACUUGUCAAGAGCGGCUGAGAAAAUGUGGAAUGGACCAAGGCAAGGACCCAGGGGAAGAUCUCCGUUUAGAGGUAAUCACCACGGGGAAAUGUUUGGCGCAAGAGAUCAUCCAAUGCCUGGUUUUUGGGGUAGAGAUGGGAUGAACAUGGGACCCAUGGGCCAGAGGGGUCCGCUGGAUCUACCCCCGAUGGAUGUAAGAAGAAUGGAAGGUCCACCAAUGUGGGGACGUGACGUGGAUCCACGUGACAUGCGUGGUAGGGAUCAGGACAGAGAUAAUUUUAGAUCUGGUCCCCCGGGUUCAGGUUUAGAUUACAGAGGACGCUUUGAUGGUCACCCCAGAGGCAAUCUGAUGAAUUCACCAGGUUUCUCAGGACUUAAUAUGGGAGGAAGAGAUGUGCCAGCACGGGAGCAAAACACCAGAUUUAUGGACAUGAGGGACAGGGACACAUUUCGGGAUAAUAUGCCUCGCUUCAAUAAUCCCAACAAGGAUGGGAGGAGAGGGUUUCCCAUGGACAAAGUGGAACUCAAUAACAACUUUGGGGACGUGCGGCCUCCAACGCGCAUUGAUGACAACAGUCGUUUCAACAUGGACAUGCCUCAACAAGAAAGGAGGAUCAUAGACACGGACAGACGAGGAGAACCACCUUUUAAUCCAAGCGGUGGAUUUCAGUCGGAUAUGGAUUUCAGAAGUCACCCCGAACCUCCGGUUGAUGUUCGAGCCAGGGAGCGUUCUCCUUUAAGAUUUGAGAAUGAUGCCCCUCCGAUGGACAGGAUGAGAGCUGCCGUGCCUGCAGAUAACAUUGGAUCACAAAGAUCUGAUUUCAAGGGUCCAGAAGAACAGUCUAGAAGGCGCGAGGGUGCAGAAUCCAGUGGUAGUCCCCUUAUGGACUAUAGGCGUGGUGAAGAGAUGACACUGGCAGAGGAAUGGAAGAGCCGACAGAAGGAUAAACCAGUUGUCACAGACAAAGGAAGAGAAGCUGCUUCGGAGUCCUCCUAUACAGCAGGUUUUAGCAGAGAUGUGACAUGUCGAGAUCCACCAGCAUUUGUUGCGAGGGAUAGACCGCCUGUUGACUUCCCGGGAAAAAAUGUGCGCUUCCCUCGCGGCGAUCACUUCGCCGAAAUGGAUCCCAAUCCACUUUGUAGAAACUCCCCUCAAAGAACGCCUCUUCUUGCCACUCCGGGACGAGAAAAUGUGAGUAAAUGCUGGCUUGCAGAAAGAGAAUCGGAGCAGAGCCGGAACAAAUCAAAGCAUGGGGAAAAGUACCACAAAGACCUGUCAACUCAUGAGACCGUGGAGCACAGUGAUAGUUUUAAAGGACUUAAAGAUAUUCCCCACAGUCAAGGACAGACUAGGGGUAAGUUGGCAGAGGUGGGAGAUUUUCAAAGCAGGGAUCAAGACUACAGAGACAUUGAUUACAGGACAGCCUCUGGAAGGAUGUUUGAGUAUAAACCAGGAGCUCUUCAGGGAACACCACUGAUAGAGGAGUCCAAGCCAGCCGUGCCUCCACAAUUCAGUGCAUCUGGUUCUAAGGAUCAAGAUUACAGGAGCGCAUCUGUAGAGGGAAAGGUGUCCACAACAUUAUCCAUAAUUGGCAUUCCAAAGACUGCUACAAUGGAGCAGAUUCUUGAUGCCUUUACAGUGCAAGACGGGAUGCCACAACCGGGGAUGAAGAUUAAGAACGUCGUCCCAGGUUACAGCUACGAUACGGCCUAUGUGGAGUUUUUAAACCUCGAGGAUGCAGUCCACUUCAUGGAGUCCAACAAGGGUUCCCUCAAGAUUGGCACUAGAACAGUUUCCAUUAGCUACUCUCAUCCAGAUGACCUCAAAGGAAGUGUUGAUGAAUCCCACCCCACCCUGCCACCACCCCUGAAGUCUCAGUUGUCCAGACCCGAUCAACCAACAGAAGAAUUUGACUCCGACCGCAGGGGAUCCACGCAGAAAGACUCCGGGGACACGCUGUGUCCCACCCAAUGGCAGCGGAACUCUGACCUGACCCCCGAGGCCUGGCAGCAGCAGGUGGACCAGCAGGAAAACGAGACGCAAUCAGAGUCCUGGGGCAACCAGAACACCCCUCACCACAAUUCCCAUCAGUCCAAAUCUGUCUUCAAGGACAGUAAAACCAUGAUCAUAAAAAAUAUAAAGCCCACCACCACAAUUGAGGCCAUUCUCAAAGCCUUGGAUCCGUUUGCUUAUCUGGAUGAGAGAAAUGUUCGUCUAAUCAAGGCCAAGACACCUGGAGCAAAGUGCUUCUGCUUUGUUGACAUGGACUCGCAUGAGCAAGUGACCCGCUUGGUUGACUUACUCCUGACCAAGCCCUACCCCCUUUAUAUUGACGGAGUGCGAGUGUAUGCGGAAGUUGCAAAACCCCUAAAAAACCCGACUUUCAGAAGAGAGUUUGAGAAACCAAAUAGCUCAACUCCGGGCUAUCAGCCCACAGCCGGCAUGAUGGAGCAGCAGCAGCAGUUUUACCCUGAAUCGCAACCCUUAAUGCAGCCACCUCCUGGAACGCAAGCCGGUUUGCCGACUGACAGCAGUAAUCCGCCCGUGUCAGGAGAUGCCAGCACCAGCCAGGAAAUCGGCUACGAUGCCAGUCAAGCUGCGGAGCCGUCCUACCAGGCGACUGAGGCUGAAGUGCCUGCGGCCACCGCCGAUCAAUCGUCUGAUGCCGACACGCAAGAUACGUCCAGCUAUUUGUACGACGCCACAUCAGGCUUCUACUACGACCCCGAGACCACCUUGUACUACGACCCUGGCUCCAGAUACUUUUACAACGCUCAGAACCAAGAGUACCUGUACUGGGACGCGGCAACGAAGGCAUACGUCCCGGUGCCCAGAGGCAACCAGGGGCACCAGUCUGUCGUCAUGACUCCCGGGGACCAAGCCAUUCUCUCCAACCCGGCGGCCGACGCGCCUCUGGACAUGAAAAGACCCUCAGAGCCUCCACUACCCAGCACGCAAGCGCCCGCCUCUGCCGACAACCACGAAACGCCGUCCCCCGAGAAGAAGGACGACGACGACUCGCCGAGAAAGGACGAGAAGCCAAAAAGUCUUGCCGCUGUCAAGAUCAUGAAGGAUAUGGAGCGCUGGGCCAAGAUCCAGAACCGGCAAAAGGACUGUGUGCGUUGCCCGUCGCCGGUGCUGAAGAGCGGGACCGACGACGAGAAGCAAUCAAAGACGGCGGACGCCGGGUUUGCCGUGUUUGAGAGGAAGAAUUCGGGCACUGAGGAUCUCUUCAAGAAGCCUCUUGCGCCAGCGAAAAAAGACGAAAAGCCAAAGCGGCCGAUGGGCUCCUUGGGCAUGCUGGCGUCAGACUACGCCGCCGGAAGCGACGAGGAAGUGGAGGAGGAAAAAGAGGAAGUGGUACACAGCGCCCAGGUUAGCAAAGCGCCGUCUGAAGUGCGAGAGGACAAGCUAACGGACUGGAAGAAGAUGGCCUGCUUGCUGUGCAGGAGGCAGUUCCCCAACAAGGACGCGCUCAUCCGCCACCAGCAGCUGUCAGACCUGCACAAACAAAACAUGGAGAUCCACUUGAAGAUCAAGAGGUCCAAGAAAGAACUGGAGGCGCUGGAGCACCAGGAGAAAGAACUGAGCGUCAAGGAAGUCCGAAGGUCGCCAGAACCGAAGAGGAGAAAACCCCAUCAGCAGCAUAACAGCUGGGCUGGAGGAUCCAGGGAGAUCCAUAAAGUCGGUGACAGACCCGGUUUAGGCUCAGAACCUCCACCUAGACGCCAGAAGAAAGAUCACGUCGCUUGGGACCACGCCACCUACAAGCAGGCAGUGCGCAAGGCCAUGUUUGCGCGCUUUAAGGAGCUGGAGUGACCCCUCCUCGAACUUCCGUCCCUCGCCCAAAUCUGUCACAUAUUGUGAACACGUGGCCCUAAAAAAAAAAAAAAGGGGGGGGGGGGAUGAAGACAGCGAUGGAUGUUGUACCAGCAUUUUUCCCGCAGGCCAUGUCCGUCGAACUUGACGCGCACCGCCGGCGUGUCCGGCUUGUAAUUAUGAACCCCCCCACACCCCCCCCACCCCACAGACUCACGGUUAAAGUUUGUUUUAAAGCUUCAACUUUAUUUCCUUUCCUCGUUUUAUGUGUGGAUGCAGUAUUAUAUGCACAUUUUUUUCUACAUAAAAACUCUGACCUCAA
Molecule: messenger RNA, 4267 nt
Organism: Syngnathoides biaculeatus (alligator pipefish)
Lineage: Eukaryota; Metazoa; Chordata; Actinopteri; Syngnathiformes; Syngnathidae
Gene: rbm6
Product: RNA binding motif protein 6
Biological process (GO): mRNA splicing, via spliceosome
Cellular component (GO): nucleus
Molecular function (GO): RNA binding
Source: RefSeq, a predicted model, not a curated record